AGGAAUUUAGGCCAUCGAAAUGUAUUCUUCUCUCUCUUCUUCUUGUUGUAGUUGUAAUUGAAAUUCCCACCCAGUUUUGGUGGUUUGUUUUUGUCGCUUCUCCCAUCCACUUUGUUUUUCUAUCAUGGCUUGUAUUCAUCGUUAAGCCGUGCCAUUAAUGGAUGCCACAAGAAACCGUGGGAGGGGCAGAUUUUUGGCCUGUUUUCGGCCGCUCACCCUCGACGCCACCGACUAUGAUCCCCCUCCGCUCCACUCCUCCCCCGACCGGAAGAAGAAGCUUCGCCGCAGUUUGUCCGCCACCCUCAAGGCCGUCAUCUUUCGGACCACACUGCUGAAGAAGUCCCGGAGCGAAAAUAGCAGAGACGAAUACGCGGAUCGCAGAAUCAGCUUCUCGCCGUUCAGAGGCAAAGGCUUCAUAAAAUCGAAGAAGAAGAACGCGUGGAGUAAACCGCCGCUAGCGCCCGACGGAGGCGUCUGGCCCAGCGCAAACGCUUCGCCGCUAUUCUCAUCGGACGCAAGCCAAACAUCGUCGGUAUCAUCUCUCUCCGGCUCCUCACCAGCGCGGUCGGAAACGGACAGCGUCCAGGGACGCGUCUCCACCGACCAUUUCAAACCGACGACGAAGCGAAGAGCCGUAAAGAAAUGCAGUUACAUCAUGGAGAUAUGUGUGCUUUUGAUGUGCUUGGCUGCAUUGAUUUGGGGGAAAGUUUUUGCGGUAGUGGCUUGCACUUCAGCGUGGUUGUUCAUUGCUCCCAGCGGGAAAGUCGGACGGGCUGAGUCGUACGGGCUGAGUCGUACGAGUUAGGCGACUCGGAGGAGUACAAGAAACGGGUGAUCAUGGAAGGGCUGUUGGAGAGGGAUCGGUCUAGGGUGUUUCAGUAUUGAAAAUUUUCUGGUGAACAAAUUGAAAUUUGAAAAUUGAAAAUUGAAAAUUUUCUUUUUGUACGUAUCAUGUGUUUUCUUUUUGUUUCCAUAAUUAUUGGAUGCUGUCCCUGUUGUGAAGGAAGAGCUAUUAUUAGUGUUUAUGUGAAAGUUUUGUGAAGGGGCUAAGCAAAGUUUAGCUCAUUUGUAGUUGUGAUGCGUUCUGGUGUUCGAGUAUCAAUAAUUGUACGUGAAUAUAAUCUGUAUAAUAUAUGUUUGAUCUCGUCUGAACCAAUAUGUUUCUUUUUUUU
Messenger RNA from Salvia hispanica, 1172 nucleotides. The record is from RefSeq and is a predicted model, not a curated record. Lineage: Eukaryota; Viridiplantae; Streptophyta; Magnoliopsida; Lamiales; Lamiaceae.